ACGAUGACGCAUGAUAGAGAGACUAUUUUUGAGUUUCGUUAUUAAAGUCUUUCGUUUUGGAAAGACAGUAAAGAAAAGGAAACCCGAGAAGCAGAAUCGAAGAAGAUGAGUAAGAAAACCAAGACGAUGAACCCUAAAAUCAAAGAAGAAAUGGAUGUGGAUGAAUUGAUUAAAGCAGCUCAAGAUGAAUUAUUACUGAAACUCAGUGUCAAUUCGCAUACAACUACGAAUAAUCUCGAUUUAGAUCUUCUUCAUCGAUUUCAAGCUCUUAAAUCAAACAACAAAAAACCCUCUGUUCCUUCAUCUUCAUCGAAAACACCAGCUGCUGAUUCUGUUUCUUCUAACGUUUCAUUGCCGAGGAAUGAAUGUCUGGAUCUGGAUAGUAGAUUUAAUGCUCUGAAGAACAGAUCUGGUUCUUCUGCAACCGCGGCUGAGAUUGGACGGUUGGGAUUGGAUGGUGAUGAUCAGAGUGAUGGUGAUGAAGAUGAUGAGGUUGAGAAGUUGAUUAGGUGGGCGAAAGAUGCUGCCCGGCUUGAUCCUUCUCCGCCGUCCGACGAUGAUGUUGGUGGUGAUCAAGAAGAUGAUAGUGAUGAUGAUGAUCUCGAGGAUACCGAUGAAGAUGAUGAGGAGAUAAGGAAAAAGAGUAAAGUGAAAAGCACGAAGAAGCGGUAGAAGAGUUUGUUGUGCCACUGUUUUACACUGUGUUUUUUUUUUUGGUGCAUUUUAGCUGACCAACUUGCAUUUUCUUACAUUAUUUUCCUGUUUUUGUUACUGUUUUUUGGUGAUCAAAAUUUACCAACAAUAAAUUAACUUCCACCCAAAAGCAAUGCUACUUGAAGAAAUGUGAGACCCGUAACUCUUAAAUUAAAUCAACUU
This is a messenger RNA of Papaver somniferum (opium poppy), 876 nucleotides long. Its product is annotated as DNA topoisomerase 1. The transcript has a single exon. Bases 106 to 672 code for a protein of 188 amino acids. NCBI's taxonomy places the organism in Eukaryota, Viridiplantae, Streptophyta, Magnoliopsida, Ranunculales, Papaveraceae. The record is from RefSeq and is a predicted model, not a curated record.